Messenger RNA from Eptesicus fuscus (big brown bat), 674 nucleotides. It is a transcript of the gene MRPL54, whose product is annotated as mitochondrial ribosomal protein L54. Gene Ontology annotation, cellular component: mitochondrial large ribosomal subunit. The transcript has 3 exons. NCBI's taxonomy places the organism in Eukaryota, Metazoa, Chordata, Mammalia, Chiroptera, Vespertilionidae. The coding region runs from base 24 to 440 and encodes 138 amino acids. The record is from RefSeq and is a predicted model, not a curated record. Gene Ontology annotation, molecular function: structural constituent of ribosome.
CGUGCAGGCAGCCGGCGUACGUCAUGGCGGCCAGACGCUUAUUCGGGGCCACCCGGACCUGGGCUGGCUGGCGGCCUCGGGAGCUCCCGGACCCCGCCGCUCCUGGAAGACUCCUCGUGCGGGAUUAUGCCAAGAAACCAGUCCUUAAGGGGGGCAAAGGCGGCAAAGGCGGUGUGGUCAGUGAUGACCUGAAAGACCCAGAGGUGUGCACAGACCCUGUCCGGCUCACCACACAUGCCAUGGGUGUUAACAUCUACAAGGAGGGCCAGGACGUGGUCCUGAAGCCAGAUGCCGAGUACCCCGAGUGGCUGUUCCAGGUGAAUGUCGGCCCCCCCAAGAAGCUGGAGGAGCUGGACCCUGAGACCUGGGAGUACUGGCGGCUGCUGCGGAAACACAAUAUCUGGCGCCACAACCGGCUGAGCAAGAACCGAAAGUUUUAGUGGAGGAGGGACUGAAGCACCCUGACUCACCAAGGACCGCGCAGGCCCCAGAGGAGGACCCCAGAGGAGGACCCCAGAGGGGCACAACUCCUCCCCAUCCUGCCCCAUGGGAGACUCUUUUCCUGGAGAAAACAGACUUUUUCUUACCUGUGCUCUCUGUGGCCUCCACAGUGAAACUGGAUCAUGGUCGUGGGGACCAAUAAAGACCUCUUGGGGGGGUUGUCAUUGGCAGGU